Puntigrus tetrazona (Sumatra barb) is the source of this 2601-nucleotide messenger RNA. RefSeq names its product phosphoenolpyruvate carboxykinase 1 (soluble) (gene pck1). Lineage: Eukaryota; Metazoa; Chordata; Actinopteri; Cypriniformes; Cyprinidae. Gene Ontology annotation, biological process: cellular response to glucose stimulus; cellular response to dexamethasone stimulus; propionate catabolic process. Gene Ontology annotation, molecular function: manganese ion binding; phosphoenolpyruvate carboxykinase (GTP) activity; GTP binding. The transcript has 9 exons. The record is from RefSeq and is a predicted model, not a curated record. The coding region runs from base 174 to 2045 and encodes 623 amino acids. Gene Ontology annotation, cellular component: mitochondrion; cytosol.
GUGUGCGCCCUCCUCCUGAGCUCUGUCUGGUAUAUAUAAGCCUAAGAGUCCACUCAAUGAGCAGAACACUGAUGAGCCUCCUCUUCCUCACUGACUGAUGAAGAGCUGCUGAAUCAACUCACUUCUAUUACACUAAAGGCCCCGGACCCGUCUGUUUUCUCCCGCUCAGCGUCAUGCCUCCUCAGCUGCAGUCUCAGAGUCCGGCCGGAGCCCGUGUGCUUCAGGGAGACCUGGCGUCUCUGAGCCCGUCUCUGAGGGACUUCAUCGAGAGCAGCGUGAAGCUGUGUCAGCCGGACGCCCUGCACAUCUGCGACGGCUCCGAGGACGAGAACCGCUCCAUGCUGCGGCUCCUCGAGGAGCAGGGGGCCCUCAAGAGGCUCCGCAAAUACAACAACUGCUGGCUGGCACGCACCGACCCGAGGGACGUGGCUCGAGUCGAGAGUAAGACGGUGAUCGUGACCCCGGAGCGGAGAGACACGGUCCCCGGGCCCCGAGACGGCGGCGUCAGUCAGCUCGGGCGCUGGAUGUCCCCGGAGGAGUGGGAGAAAGCCAUGAACCUGCGCUUCCCGGGAUGCAUGAAAGGUCGUGUGAUGUACGUCAUCCCGUUCAGCAUGGGUCCCGUGGGCUCUCCGCUCUCGAAGAUCGGCGUGGAGCUGACCGACUCUCCCUAUGUAGUGGUCAGCAUGAGGGUCAUGACCCGAGUGGGUAAAGCCGUCCUGAGCGCUCUGGGCAGCGGAGAGUUUGUUCGAUGUCUGCAUUCAGUCGGCUGCCCGCUGCCUCUCAAGAAGCCGCUGGUCAAUAACUGGCCGUGUAACCCGGAGCUGACCCUCAUCGCUCACAUCCCUGACCAGAGGAGCAUCGUGUCGUUCGGCAGCGGAUACGGAGGAAACUCCCUGCUGGGGAAGAAGUGCUUCGCUCUCCGCAUCGCAUCCCGCAUCGCUAAAGACGAGGGCUGGCUGGCCGAACACAUGCUGAUCCUGGGCAUCACUAACCCGGCCGGACAGAAGAAGUACUUCGCCGCGGCGUUCCCGAGCGCCUGUGGAAAGACCAACCUGGCCAUGAUGAAGCCGUCUCUGCCCGGCUGGAAGGUGGAGUGCGUCGGAGACGACAUCGCUUGGAUGAAGUUCGACAAAGACGGUAAUCUCAGAGCCAUCAACCCAGAGAACGGUUUCUUCGGGGUGGCUCCAGGAACCUCCAGCAAGACCAACCCGAACGCCAUGGCCACCAUCGGCCAGAACACCAUCUUCACCAACGUGGCCGAGACCAGCGACGGAGGGGUCUACUGGGAGGGCAUGGACGAGGAUCUGCCGGCCGGCGUCACGCUGAGCUCCUGGAAGAACCGCCCGUGGACGCCGGAGGACGGAGAACCCUGCGCUCAUCCCAACUCACGCUUCUGCACGCCGGCCGCUCAGUGCCCCAUCAUCGACCCUCAGUGGGAGUCUCCGGAGGGCGUCCCCAUCGAGGCAGUGAUCUUCGGGGGCCGGCGUCCUCAGGGGGUCCCUCUGGUCUACGAGGCCCUCAGCUGGGCUCACGGGGUGUUUGUGGGAGCCGCGAUGAGAUCCGAAGCCACGGCGGCCGCAGAACACACAGGUAAAGUGAUCAUGCACGACCCCUUCGCCAUGCGUCCGUUCUUCGGCUAUAACUUCGGUCGGUAUCUGUCUCACUGGCUGAGUAUGGAGCAGCGGCCCGGGGCCCGGCUGCCCAAGAUCUUCCACGUCAACUGGUUCCGUAAGAGCUCCUCCGGACGCUUCCUGUGGCCCGGGUACGGCGAGAACAUCCGUGUGCUGGAGUGGAUGUUUGACCGGAUCGAGGGCCAGGCCGGAGCGGAGCUCAGCGCGGUCGGCUUCAUCCCGUCGCCCGGGGCCCUGAACCUGCGGGGCCUGCCGGACCUGGACCUCGGCCAGCUCUUCGGCCUCCCGCCGGACUUCUGGAGGAAGGAGGUGGAGGACAUCAGAGCGUACUUCCAGCGCGAGGUCGAGCGAGACCUGCCUGAAGAGAUGGAGACGCAGCUGGAGCAGCUGGAGCAGAGAGUCCUGCGUCUGUGAGAGGAACCUGUCUUCUCAAGACAUCCAGAUUUAGUUCUGAGCAGAAACACCUUCCGGUGGGGAGAGGAGAAGAGUCAAGAUGAACCCCCUGGACAACAAGACAAAAUAUCUUUCUUUUUUUGCGGUGCAUCAGAUAUAUAUCACUGCAAGAAAAAGAUUUUGCUCCUUAGUGCUUAUUCUGUUUUCUAGUACAAAUAAACACUCUUGAAUCAGGAUGCAUUAAUUAUUCUAAUUAGGAAAUCGCUUAAAACAAGAAAAAUAUCAAAAAGAUACAGAUGAAUUUUUAAAUGUUUAAUAUUGUUUACGCCGUAAUAUGAAGUAAAUUCAUCUCGAUUCAAGAAUUUGAAGAUAUUUCUACUAGAAAACAACAGAAAGAUCUGAUCAAAAGAUGUUAUUUAACCUUUAUAUAAAUUAUUAAAGUGUCUGUGUUCACGUUUAUAUUCAGCUGAUAAUAACUUUAAACAAUUCAACCGUUUCAUUUUUCUAAAUGUCUUAAAUUAUUUUUGUAUUUCUAUGAAGCUUGUUCCAAGAUAUUAAUAAACGUUAUUUAAACAUG